Molecule: messenger RNA, 3206 nt
Organism: Tyto alba (common barn owl)
Lineage: Eukaryota; Metazoa; Chordata; Aves; Strigiformes; Tytonidae
Gene: ASB9
Product: ankyrin repeat and SOCS box containing 9
Exons: 7
Coding region: 523-1494 (323 amino acids)
Biological process (GO): protein ubiquitination; positive regulation of protein catabolic process; intracellular signal transduction
Molecular function (GO): protein binding
Source: RefSeq, a predicted model, not a curated record
UGCACAGCGCACACCGCCCAGGGAGGCGCGCGGCAAAGUCCUCUGCAAACAACUUGCUCAGGAGUGGUGCAGAUCCGCGUGCGCUCAUAUAUCUGCGGGUUUUCCUUGCAAAUCCCCUGCAGGCAGAGUUCGCUCAACUAGUUGAACUGGCUCUUUCUGUCUUGUUUUUUUGGCAAACUCAGAAUUUCCUUCCUGAUAAAAACGGACGGCGGGCUCCCCAAUUGGGCGCUGCGUUGGAGAGGAUGUGACAUCAGGCACAUCUCUCGCUUCGCCGGAUCGCUGGCAGCCUACCAGAGCAGCCAGGGAGCUGUUUCGUUAAAUCUCAACCCAGGUACUCGAGUUUCUGCACGAAGUGCUGCCAGCACCACGUCCCGGUCUGCUGCAAGGUCUGUUUGACUUGUCCGUGCAGAGUUUGCUUAAUAGAUCACUUCCACUGCUGGGGGCUUGCCGGGAAUGAUGGAAUUUGAACUCUCGAGAACAACCGCGAAGUGAAAAAACAGAAAUCGGACAGACGAGGCUGAGAUGGAUGAUGAGGGAACAAAUCAAAACUCCAGCAAAUUGCAAGGAGCUGGAGGCCAGGCGUCUGCAACAUCUCCAUCAAACCCACAGAUGAGAGACUUUGUUUCAGACUGGUCUCCUUUACACGAUGCCUCUAUCCAUGGGCGUCUGCUUACUCUGAAAAAACUCAUCAAACAGGGGAGUGAUGUUAAUCUUGUUACAGCAGACCAGGUGUCUCCUCUCCAUGAAGCCUGCCUAGGGGGUCAUGCUGCUUGUGCCAGUAUCCUAUUAAAACAUGGUGCUCAGGUGAAUGGAGUUACUGUCGACUGGCACACUCCAUUGUUCAGCGCUUGUGUCAGUGGCAGUGUGGCUUGCUUGAAUUUAUUGCUGCAGCAUGGAGCCAGCCUACAGCCACCCUGUGACUUGGCAUCCCCCAUCCAUGAAGCUGCUAAGAGAGGUCAUGUGCAAUGUGUCGAAUUUCUCGCAUCCCAUGGGGCAAAUAUAGAUCACAACAUCAAGCAUCUGGGUACUCCCCUUUAUGCAGCUUGUGAGAACCUGCAAGUGAACUGUGCCAAGAAGCUGCUUGAGUCAGGAGCAAAUGUGAACAGUGGCAAGGGCCUGGACUCCCCUCUGCACGCAGCUGCCAGAAAUGGCAGUGUGGAGCUGGUGACACUGCUGAUUGACUUUGGAGCGGACAUUUGGGUGAAGAAUGACGAAAGCAAGAGGCCGAUGGAGCUGGUCCCACCUGGCAGUCCUGUGGGCCGACUGUUCCUGCAGAAAGAAGAAAGAAGUCCUGCUGCCACAAUCCAAAGUGUGGUUACAACCGCUCUGUGCUCUCCCGGGUGCUCCCCUGGGAAUACCAGCUGCCUGGUACAUGUGGGAGCGCGGAUGCUGAAGCUCCGGCUCUCCUGCCUGCUGCCCUGCUCCCUCUCCAGCUCUAAACAGUGGUGCAUCUGCAUCACCUGGGAGCAGCAGCGCACCCACCGCCUCCCCUGAGGGGCUACCACCACAUCACCCCUGCAUUGAAGGGGCAGGCCAAGCACUUCGGCGCUCUUGGGGACCGUUUUCUUUUUCCUUUUGCUGUGGAGACUCCUGCAAGAGUGGGCUUGGUGUGCAAAAACCGUGACGACAUCGUUAACGCCAGCAGUGAGGUAUACAGAGUCCUCAUCUUGUAAGUGGAGAGGCUGGCAGCCUUCAAAUACACUGACUUAUUUUGAUUUUUACUAGUGUGCCGGUGUGUGUGGUGCAAGCCUUCCUUUCGCACAAGAGAAGUUAAAGAGGAUGGACCAAAUGCUACCUGGAUGCUCAUAUUUGAUGUAAAUUACAAUUCAGAUCCGUGGCUCGACAGCAUAACUGCUGGCUAUAGGUAUCCAGUAUGAUGGUUUGAUUUUUUUGUGCUGACCAAACACGGCAAGAGCUGUUCUGUUGGUUUUGUGGGACACUGAGGUGUACCCUAACAGGACAAAAUGACAAACACAGUUAGGUCCGUAACUCCCCUUGUGAUAGAGAGGCCUAGAAACCUUCACUUAUCUGACUCAAUUCAUCACACAUAAUUUGAGCCAUGUGAAAAUUCACUGGUUGGUUUAAGAUAGCCUUCUAUGUUCUUUCCUUCCUGCUGGGGAAGGAAAAUAAACAGCUGUCUUCAUAGGAUGAAUAAAAGCAGGCAUCUUGGAUGGGAAAAGUGAAUCAUUCUAAAAUCAGUAUCUUCCUUAGUCUGAAUCUGCAUGGAACAGGCAGGGAACAGACAAUGAACUUAGUGCUUAACUUUUGAAGAUUAAAGUGUGAAGAAUCCCUGCUUUGGUGACAGAUUUUAAAGCUGAAGAUCCAGUUUAUUAUAUUUUAGAUGACGAAGAACCUCUUUUUUAUGUACUCAUUUUAUCAUUUACCUUUAAGCAUCUUAUGCUGUAACUUCAACCAAUGGAUUUAUAGCAGUAAUGCUAAUACCAGGAGAAAAUUGCUCUGAGAAGGUGGUGAUAGUGUUGCUUCUAGAUAGCUUUUCUUCUGGAAAUUCUGUAGUGUGACUGUUUACUCAAAUCUCUGAUCAAGUGUAAUUAUGAUGAAUUUUGUAUGCUCAGCUUCUAUCAUCUCAGUAUGUUUGCUUAUUUAUUUUAAUAUAAAUUGUGAUCAAUACCAGUGAAUUGCAGCUUUAUACAUCAACACUUAUCCAGUUAUAAAUUGUAAAAGUUGUCCAAGAUGCAAACUGAAUAAGCUUAUUAUAGGUGAGGUUUGGAUCUUUUUCUAUAUUUAAAACCAUUCCAAAUGUAAUGCAGGAUUGAAAGAUUGUCAGGAAUAUAUUUUACCAGAUUCUUUACUAUGAUUUUGUUAGCAGUCUAAUGGUAGUCAAAUUACAAUUGUACAGACUAUUUGCUCAAAAGUAAAUAGUUUAUACUCUUUUUGAUUUUCAGUCAUUUUUAAAAUAAUAGAACUAAUUUCAUGGAUUGUCUGAUAACUAUGGAAUUUCGAACUGAACUCUAAUUGUUUGCAAUCCUGUCUACAGACAGAGAGUGUACAGAAUAAUUCCUUCAAAUAGUCCUAUAGUAAAGAUAAGACUAAAAUUCAAAUACUGUGCAAAUCUUGUCUUUUGUUGAUGAUUUAAGGUAGAGUUAGACUCUUGCAAUUCUUUUUCUGCUCACUUGAGGGUUAGUGAAACAGAGCCAUCGAUUUCACAAAGUAGGAAAAGAUGUAAAGUAAAAUGGUCAUGGUCUUUA